UUUGUUUUGUGUUUGGAAGGAUGCACGGUUAGCUAAAAAAUUCCACCCCGCCUGCUUCCUCUUCGGCUCCCUCUCCCUCUCGCUCUCCCUCUUUUGCAAACAAGAAAAGAAUACAAAAAUAUAAAUAAAGAUAAAAGAAUCCAGAAACAAACACAUAAACGAAUCCUCUAAAGAAUCAAAAACCCAUUUUACAGAGAUUAAUUUUUUAUAUAAAUACACACCCAAUACAUAUCUCGUUCUCUGUUUCUUGUUUCUUGUUUCAUGCUCUGCCUGCCCUAGAUCUUGAUAUACUUUUGAUUCUUGAAUCUUCGAAAUCCCAAGAUUUUAAGAUCUCUUUCAUUUACAUCAGUCAGCUCAAUUCCUCAGGUUGGACCAGCGAGGUCGUCGAUUUGGGUUGACUUUUUUCUUUUUUUUUUUUUAUCACAAGUUCCUCCUUAUGGAUAGAAAUUGUUGAAAGAAGCUGCGUUUGGUUUGAGUAGUUAGGCAAAUCCCGAACUUUGCAUUUUCUUUUUUCAAUUCAUGCUACCCGUUUUGAAUAAGUUGAGAAAGUGUUGCUAUUGAGCCGUUUGAUUACCCAUGAAAAUAAAAGGUCACAUUACAUAGAUCAGUUGAAGAAUCUGUCUUUGGUUCUCGAAUACUAAUUCAUUUUUGAGAGAAAACUGGAAAAAAAAUGAGUCACAUGAAUAUAAAGCUGUGGUGUUUGUGCUAGAUGAAGGCAGGUCAGGCGUGGCGACUAGGCAACAUGGGUGAUAUGCAGAUCUUGCCUGGGGCUCGCCACCGCCCUCCUUUGAAGAGGCCGAUAUGGAUAAUUUUCUUGGUUUCGUUAGUCAGCCUUUUUCUAGUUUGUGCUUAUAUAUAUCCACCACGCGGCAAUGCUGCUUGUUACGUAUUUUCUUCUAGAGGUUGCAAGGCUCUUACUGAUUGGCUUCCUCCCGCUCCUGCAAGGGAAUUAACUGAUGAGGAGAUUGCAUCACGGGUUGUGUUUAGGGAUAUUUUGAAUACACCUCCUGUUCAAUCUAAGAAUUCUAAAAUUGCAUUCAUGUUCUUAACUCCAAGUUCACUACCUUUUGAGAAGCUUUGGGAUAUGUUCUUCCGUGGGCAUGAGGGCAAAUUUUCUGUUUAUGUCCAUGCAUCAAAAGGAAAACCAGUGCACGUGAGUCGUUACUUUCUUAACCGGGAAAUUCGCAGUGAUGAGGUUGUAUGGGGGAAAAUUUCAAUGGUUGAUGCAGAGAGACGAUUAUUGGUACAUGCUCUAAAAGAUCCUGAUAACCAACAUUUUCUGUUACUUUCUGAGAGUUGUGUUCCGUUGCAUAAUUUUGACUAUGUCUACAACUAUCUGAUGCAUGCCAAUAUGAGUUUUGUUGAUUGCUUUGUGGAUCCUGGACCACACGGAAAUGGCAGGUAUUCGGAGCACAUGUUACCUGAAGUAGAAAAGAAAGACUUCAGAAAGGGUGCGCAGUGGUUCUCCAUGAGACGGCAGCAUGCUCUGAUAGUUAUUGCUGACAAUCUUUACUACUCUAGGUUCCGGGAUUACUGCAAGCCAGGUUUGGAUGGCAAAAAUUGCAUUGCUGAUGAGCAUUACUUGCCAACCUUUUUCCAGAUGAUUGAUCCUGGAGGUAUUGCAAACUGGUCAGUAACACAUGUUGACUGGUCUGAGAGAAAGUGGCAUCCUAAAUCAUAUAGGGCUCAGGAUGUUACGGAUGAGCUUCUGAAGAAUAUUACGUCGAUUGAUUUGAGUGUCCAUGUAACAAGUGAUGAAAAGAGUGAAGAGCAGGUACAGUCUUGCCUGUGGAAUGGUAUCAGACGGCCGUGCUACCUAUUUGCAAGGAAAUUCUAUCCAGAAACCGUAGAUAAAUUGAUGAUGCUCCUCAAUUUUUGACUCUGAAUUUUUUGGUCAGAUAGUUUUUACUCGAUCCCUUCACUCCAUCCUGGGGUCACAUAUAUAGAUUACACAGUUGUAAAUGGCCGCUUUUCCAACCACAAUUCUUGAGUGCUAGGGCAAACUGGAAGAGCAGUUAGGAUUGAUUUGAGUGAGGUUGGAGGCUAACGAGUUGUUAGUGUUGCUUCCUUCCAGAUGGGUAAUUUCUUGUCCAUUUUUUCCCCCACAUUUGUGCUAUCCAAACAUUAAUAUAUAUGUGAAAGAAUAUUGGGGGAUUCAUUUUUUGUUUCUUUCUUUUGUAAAAGGUUGAAAAACAAAGACUAAUGCACUCUUUUCAGGAAAUAUGAGGCUUUAAUUGUUAAAAUCCGUUAGUUGAGAGUCCA
Molecule: messenger RNA, 2262 nt
Organism: Theobroma cacao (cacao)
Lineage: Eukaryota; Viridiplantae; Streptophyta; Magnoliopsida; Malvales; Malvaceae
Source: RefSeq, a predicted model, not a curated record